AUGAAGCCCCAAAGGAUUCCUCAGAGCACAAAAGAUCCACUUUGCUUUGGAGUCCUGGGUGUGUUUCUGUGAUAGCUGCCCCUGAGAAUGCCUUCUGCCAGGCUGCUGCCACCAGCACCCUGAGCCUCUGAGGAUGGAGGAAGUACCAAGAGGGCCGCCUCUGCCUGUCUCAGCAUCCUAGAGGGAUGCUGUAGGGAAGGAGGCAGUGUUCCAUAUAUUUGAGGCCCGAUUCAUUUAGGGCUUUAAACACCAACUUAAUCACCUUGAACUGGGCCCAGGAACAAACCUACAACCGAUGCAGCUGUUUUAAAACAGUGGUGAUACGAGAUCUAAAUGGAGCCCUAGCUGUUAAUUUGGCUGCUGCAUUUCUCAACCAACUGAUGUCUCCAAGUUGUCUUCGAGGGCAGUCCCCUUUACAGCGUGUUGUAGUAAUAAUCCAACCUGAAAGUAACUGGAGCAUGCAGUACAGUGGCCAGAUCAUCUCCGUCCAAAAGGGAUCUGCAUCCAAUCUAUCACUGCCUCCAUGCAUGGAUCUAACACCUCAACCACCUCUCCUGAUUCAGAUGGAACAGAGAAAGAGCAGGGUGCCAUCAGCUCCUGGAGGUCCACGGCCCCACCCUUUGCCUCCCCCCCCCCCAUUUUUUGUCAUAUUUGCAUGGCAAUAUCACAAAUUUUAUGGUCUUUUUGUUCAUUUUUAGCAUACUUAAAAUCCUUUGCUUAUUAGGGGCUACCCCACAUUUUGUUCAAAAAAUUGCUUUGUAGAGGUAAUUGCCAUAGAGUUAUCAAAAUUUUCAAAAGUACGGGGUCCGUAGCUUGGCUUUUGAAAAAUAGGGGGCCCUCAGUAAUUAGCUAAUUGGGAACCACUGAUAUAGAUGAGAAAUGACACAGGGGGAUAAGAUUGAACCCUGUGAGACACCCCAAGACAACUCCCAUGUUGCUGAAUGGUAGCCUUUUAUGAUGAUUACAUUCUGGAAUUGAGAUACUUUCCCAACCAAGUAUUUGUGCACAUUGAACUGGUUUUUUUCUUUUGACUUGUAAGUGUCAUAGCUACAAGUUUUAGGCAUUGUUUCUGUAAACGUGGGUGUGCCUUUAUUUUGAUUGUGUUGUAGAACAUACAUGAGUAAUAAGUGCCCUGUAUAAUAUUUCACAAGAUAAUAAAUAACUCAUGCUCAAGCUACACCCACCUGAAGGCAAAUAUGUCAGUUAAGGUUCCAUGGAAUGCCUUUAGACAUUGUACACUUAGGUAAAAAGGUAAAAGGAAAAGAACCCCUGGAUGGUUAAGUCCAGUCAAAGGUGACUAUAGGGUUGCAGGACUCAUCUCACUUUCAGGUUGAGGAAGCGGGCAUUUGUCCACAUACAGCUUUCUGGGUCAUGUGGCCAGCAUGACUAAACUGCUUCUGGCACAACGGAACACCAUGAUGGACACCAGAGUGCACGGAAACGCGGGACCUAUUUAUCUACUUGCACUGAUGUGCUUUUGAACUGCUAGGUUGGCAGGAGCUGAGACAAAGCAACGGGAGCUCACCCCGUCAUGGGGAUUCGAACCACCAACCUUCCAAUUGGCAAGCCCAAGAGGCUUGGUGGUUUAGACCACAGCACCACCUGUGUCCCUGGGAUUGUACAUUCAAUGAUGUGCCAUAACUUCAAUCCCUCAUUGACAUCUGCUUCCACCUACAUCGAUUUUGCAGAAAGCAACAAAACCAGAGUUUUUUUCUUUUUAAAAUCUGUCCCCCGCCCCCCAGGCCUUCACAUCUUUAAGCUAAACCAUGGCUUACUACUGCAUAGCAGGGCAACAGAAGGAUCUCUGGAGGAGUGCUGUGAUCUCUCUGGGAGUGCACACAUUUGCUGAUUCAUGCUAAGUCAUGGUUUGGCUAAGUGUUAUGUGCCAACCAGGUCUUAGGUGCCAAUUCUGUGCAGUUACUUAGGCCCAAGUCCCAUGGAGCACAUUGGGGGCUUACUUCUAAAAAGGUAAGUUUAGGACUGUGCUCUCAAAAACCCCAAAUAUUUUAGCUCGCUCUACUCAAAUAAUUAUUUGAUAUUAAGGAGUUAAAGGCAGAGGAGCUUAUUCUGGCACUGAAAAGCAAUUUCCUCCUAUCCUUUUAUAGUCUGCAAACAAAGGAUUGUUUUUUCAUGGCUCCGAGUUUAUGAGGAGAGUUUGAGAUUCCCACGCAUGCAUAUCUAGUUGCAUUUAGUUAAAGGUCCUCAGUUUGCAGUUGUAAUUUGUUUUGUGGAAACAAGGUAAGUGGGGCGAGGCUGAAAUUGCUUUUGAAUUGAGAAGCUUCAUCCCUUGGCCUUCCAAUGCCAUUAAAACCCAAGAAGAUAAACGCCAGUUCAUUAGAUGUGGCUGUGGUGAAAAGCGUGCUCUCUGCAUAUGCUCUGAAACAUUCUUAACAUUCCAUUGAAAUUUAUAGAGAACUGAACCCUGGUAUUCAAAGCAGUCUCUGCAGAUGGUGUGUGCAAAGGUAAAGAAAGAAAGAAACCCAGCUUCGAAAGCCCUUCCUAUUGGCCGAUGAGUUGCAAAUGACUGUGCGCGGUGGGGGUGUUCGCUAAAAUGAUUUCAAACUUCACCAUAAAGUAUCCUGGACCUGCAAUCCCAGUUCUCUCUCUAUUUCAGAGAAUUAGACAAACACAUUUUGAUGGCCUGCACAAACCCCCAAGCAACUGCUGUCAUAUAUUAUUAGUGGUUGUUUCACAAGAUCAGCCCUCAGAUAUAAUAUUUCCCCUGGUAAUAGGAAUUGUAAUUGAUUGCAUGUUUGCUUCCUAUAUUCUAAAUAUAUAUAUAUAUAUAUAUAUAUAUAUAUAUAUAUGAAUGAGAACCAUCACCUCCCAUCCGCAAGCACAUCUGCUUGGACAUAGUUGAAUACCAUCCCUAUGGGAAAGGGCCAUAGCUCAGUAGUAGGUAAUCUGCCUUGCAUGCAGAACAUCCCAGGACUAGGUAUAGGGCUGCCAUAACUGGGAUUUGGCCAUCGCAAACAGUGUCUGGGCAGAAAUCACUUUAAAAACAAACAAACAAACAGAAAAGUCUGGGGAAAUCUGGAAGCAUUGCAACCCAUGUCGGAAGUGUAGAUUUUGCAGAAUUUAUUUAAGAAUAGCUUAAAAACUUCAAUUUUAUUUUAUUUUUGGAGAUUUUGCAAAAAAAACACACCCAAAAAGUUCAAUAACUUUGGGCAAAACUUUAAAAAAAAAUCUCAAUAACUUUGCCACCCCCCCACCCCCACCCCCCAAAAAAAUAUACCUGGAGAGCCAUUGCCGCUCAGUGUAGACAAUACUGAACUAGGUGGCCUGAUUCAUAGAAUUGUAGAGCUGGAACGGAGCCCGAGGGUCAUCUAGUCCAACCCCCUGCAAUUCAGGAAUCAAAUCUGAACCAGGAUUCAGUAUAAAACAGCUUCUUAUGCUCAUGGGGUUACGCACGUACAUCUCCAAACAACAACAAGGGACGGCGGCUAAGCAAGAGAAUCACCGCACUGACAGCGCUUGGCUCAUGAACUCCGGGCAAAGUGCCGCUCGUCCCUCGCUCUCGAGCACGGAAACUUCGGGCGUGCUGCCGGUUGUCCACGCUUGCGCGCUCCCGCAGCGGAGGGGCCUCUGGGAGACCGAGUAGCUCGCCGUCAGUGGGGGAGGGGGAGCGUCCUAGGCAAUCCUCACGCUGUGCGCCCUUGGAGGAGGAAGGUCAGUCUGGGGCGCUGCGCUGUGCGCUCCGUUGCAGCAGGGGGGAAUCUUUUGCCUUUGCUGCAUCUUCCCUCUGAGUUACAAUUUGGCGUUGGAGGAGUAGGAACUAUGGAUUCCGCCCACAUUCCGCCCCAUUGCAAUGGUCUAUGGCUGCCUGGUUGGUGCAAAUGUGGGGCGAUCAAGCCAAAGUGGUGGAUUUGCUUCCUAUAUGGGGGAAAGAGAUACCCUACUUUUCAGGUGCAUCGGGGCACCUUGCUGCUUUGGGCACGCUGCCCUCGCUGCAGGAAGCACCCGAUCAUCGCGGAGGUUGUGCCGCCGGCUAGACUCAGCCGGUGUCCUCCCAUUGCCCGGCCUGUUUAUUAUUAGCCCAUCUAAAGGCCGCGAGUUACAGUUCUGCCGCCGCCGGGAUACAGUUGCUCUCUGUUUCCUUACUGGGUGCUACAUUGUUUUAGACUCCAGAUCAGGCAUAGGCAAACUCGGCCCUCCAGAUGUUUUGAGACUACAAUUCCCAUCAUCUCUGACCACUGGUCCCGUUAGCUAGGGAUGAUGGGAGUUGUAGUCCUAAAACAUCUGGAGGGCCGAGUUUGCCUAUGCCUGUUCUAGAGGCUGGUGGAUGCUCAGAGCCCCUGAACAGCAGCAUGGCAGGUGGAUGUUCAACAGGCGCAGCAGGGUGUGGAAGGGGUUAGCUUCCCCCCUGCCACACAACUUGUUUCAAGGCGCUUUCUGGUGGUUCACCUAAUGCCAGCUGUUUUGCUGAGGUCCUUGCACCUGUUUGCUGGUUCUGACCCAUAAAAGCGCUUAGAAUCAUAGAAUUGUAGCGUUGGAAGGGACCCCAAGGGUCAUCUAGUCCAACCCCCGGCAAUGCAGGAUUCUCAGCUAAAGUAUCCAUGACAAGAUGACCAACAAACAUCUGCUUUAAAACCUCCAAGGAAGGAGAGUUCACAACCUCCCAAGGGUGUCCCUUCCACUGUCAAACAGCUCUUGUUAUCAGAAAGUUUUUCCUGAUGUUUAGUCGGAAUCUCCUUUCUUGUAAACUUGAAGCCCCUGGUUCUUUUUGCAUCUUGAAGCAAGAGUGCCUUUUUCUGGAUUACUUAACACAGAAUAGUCAUGCUUGUCACCUUCGUAUAUUUUAAAUGUGACUGCAGGGAUUCUAGACUGCAACAAGAAGAAUGGUCAACCCACCCAGAAUGAAUUAAGGAGAUAGCUCAGUCUGUAGAGCAUGAAAUCUCAAGGAUCGUGGGUUCGAGUCCCACAUUGGGCAAAAGGUUCAUGCAUUGCAGGGGGUUAGAUUAGAUGACCCUCAGGGUCUCUUCCAACUCUGAUUAUUAGCUCCUUUCUUGCUGUGUGGUGGUCCCCUCUGGUGCCUUUCCCCUGACAUAAAAUUUUAAUUUAAAAUACAGUGGUACCUCGGGUUAAGUACUUAAUUCGUUCCGGAGGUCUGUUCUUAACCUGAAACUGUUCUUAACCUGAAGCACCACUUUAGCUAAUGGGGACUCCCACUGCUGCUGUACCGCUGGAGCACGAUUUCUGUUCUCAUCCGGAAGCAAAGUUCUUAACCUGAAGCACUAUUUCUGGGUUAGCGGAGUCUGUAACCUGAAGCAUAUGUAACCUGAAGUGUAUGUAACCCAAGGUACCACUGUAGAUGGAUGUGUGCUUUUUUAGACUCGGAUUUCCCCUGCAGAUUUAUGAACUGUAGUCAGGGGUAGAUAAGCUACUGUUGUUUCAUGACCUUCACUUCCCCUGUGGUGGGACUCAUUCAUUGGUACCAUUUUGUUCCCACCCACCUUCCAAGGACAUCGAAACAGAGCUCUUGCCUCAACAAAUCUGUGUUCUGCUGUGUCAAAGUGUUGUGUUGGGAAGGUCACUUUCCCUAACAUGGUAAGAUCUGUCUUACAAUGGAACUGACUGCAAAGAGGUAAUGGUGGAGUCUCCCUUCCUGGAGGUCUUGAAGCAGAGGCUAGGAAGCCCUCUGAAUUGAACUAAGCAGGCCACCAGGCACCCUCCAAUUCUCUGAUUUAGGCAUCAUCACCAGUAGGGGAUGGCAUGGUAGGGAUGCUACCAUGGUAGGACACUCACCUGACCUCUCUCUGGCUGCAUCACGGCUGCAUACCUGGACAGAAAGGGGGAGAGGAGAGGAGCAGCGAUGGUGGCGAGAUCAGUGCAGUGCAAAUGCACCGGUGGAGCCAAGCCAAUACUCCUGCUGCCAUGUUUGCACUGCACUGGCCUUGUUGACAUGCCUUGUUGACAUGUCAUGGUGAUACUUGGUAGUUCUUAAAUUUGCAAGUGAAAUCCAAGUGUAAAACAGGUAUAUGCAAACAUUUCAGGGCAUGGAAUGUGUACCUUUUUAUCCUGUUGCCCUUGUCCCCCCCCUUCAGCCUCCUCUGCACAGCAUCACCUCCAAUAGAGGAGAAGCAUUAAGAUAA
This is a messenger RNA of Podarcis lilfordi (Lilford's wall lizard), 6092 nucleotides long. Lineage: Eukaryota; Metazoa; Chordata; Lepidosauria; Squamata; Lacertidae. The record is from the annotation of a GenBank genome assembly.